Podospora bellae-mahoneyi is the source of this 5947-nucleotide messenger RNA. It is a transcript of the gene LSK1, whose product is annotated as serine/threonine protein kinase, CMGC, CDC2/CDK subfamily. Gene Ontology annotation, molecular function: ATP binding; cyclin binding; RNA polymerase II CTD heptapeptide repeat kinase activity. Gene Ontology annotation, biological process: protein phosphorylation; positive regulation of transcription elongation by RNA polymerase II. Gene Ontology annotation, cellular component: nucleus; cyclin/CDK positive transcription elongation factor complex. Bases 2080 to 5685 code for a protein of 1201 amino acids. The transcript is spliced from 2 exons. Lineage: Eukaryota; Fungi; Ascomycota; Sordariomycetes; Sordariales; Podosporaceae. The record is from RefSeq and is a predicted model, not a curated record.
CACUCCCCAAAGCACUUCAUUCUCCGACCACCAACCGCGACGACUCUCAACGCGGAUUCAAGCACACUACGCCAUCUUCUAUCGAAGCCUUUUUGCAUCUCGAAACACUGUUCUAUCCGUACGCGUAUCUAUCAUGACGGCGAGAUCGGAACCAUGGAGAGCCCGCAAUUCAAGCUCGGUGCGGGGCUUUGCUCUUCCAGCCGGCAGCUUGGACAUCAUCAAUACCUAACUUGCCAGCACUACGGAUUCGACAUAGCGGGCGGGACAGGCACCUAUUCACUUGCCUCAUGGUGAAACAUGGCUGGGAAAGAAUGAUAAUGGCCGACAUUUGAUACUCCGAUUUGAUUCAACUCUGUUUAAGCGCUUAUCAUGUCGGAUUCCGCUCGACCCUACCCUCCAUCCCCCACCCAGUCUGCGACCUCCGACCAGCAGCUUCUGCAUCAUUACACAACACACCAGCAAGCCAGCGCCCUUCCUGGAUCCUCGCCUUGCCGUAGGCCGAGCAGCUACACCAUUUUCGUCCAAGGUGGUUGUAUGUGACAAUCGAAGCAGGGGGAUGACCUGGCCACAAAUUGAAGUGGGCUGGAUGACGCCAAAAGUGACCUACAAUCACUGCUUUGGUCCCCACGGUUGAUACACUUCAUGGCCAACAGUAUUUGUGGCUGCUUGCACCGCGUCCUUUUUACAGCACAUGAACUACCUACAACACCACGCCACUCCAACGACCUUCUGCGAAGAGCUGGAAUAUCUGCUUGACAAUUGCCCCACGGUCUUGCGAGUAUUUGCAGUUUGCCUCGUGGUCCAAUCCACGUCAUCCAUCCCAAGGGUUUUCUGUUUUUAUUCAGGCAUUGUGCCAGGCACAUGAGACUCUCUUGGUUGUACUCCGUAUGAACAGGAGGAUGUCGUCUCGGAACUCCCGGGCGCGAUGCCAUGACACCCCGACUUUUCUGAUGUUCAACUUUUGCAUUCCUUCCGCAGAUGUUGCUACCGUACGUUUGGCGUAUGGCACAGCACCGACUUGCAAAAGUUACGCCAGGAACAGAGUCCCAUACACUAACAGCUUCAGAGAAGCCCAGAAUUGGUCCAUCACUAUGAUGGUGGAGGUCAAGGGGGGAAAACCGACUUGUGUGGGAGCACGGUGGAAAUCGUAAAGCAAAUCUAUCUUGCCGUAUAUAGUUUAGGUGGUCUUGCAGCUUGAUGAACAAGUGUUAGCAACAGCCUCAGCAUUUAGAUGCUGCCUGGGGCUGUUUUUCAAGCUGGGGCCAGGGUCGGUGGGCAGGGAUGACAGGUUCUGAGCGGGCUCAAGAAGAGCCUCGAUGCCUUCUUUGUAAAUGCCCAUUCUGGUGGUGCUGAACACAACGCUUGACAGGAAGAGCUCGCCUGGUCUGGCGAUGAUCCUCUUCGAAGGCAAGAGGAGUCGCAGGGAGUAUUUGGGGUCCAACUCCUGGUGUCUGGGAGGACGGGCCCGAUGACACGGACAGCGAUCUGAUCUCUCAGUUUUGGAGAACUUCCACGAUGGUGGAGGAGGUCCAUGGCGAGAGCUGCCCCUCACCUCAACCUCGAACGCAACCGCACAAGUCCUUGGGCAUUUCAAUUCAACACCGAACAGGAGCUCGAGGUUGUUGCAAUUUCUAACGCAUCGCCAUUCAGCCACCACCCAGGUCGAUCCUAGCCCAAACUAACAGCAAUUUGCAAAAAGGCACGCUGCAUCUUAUCAGCUGCAGGCUCUCGGCAGAUACGGACUUGCUUCCAGGUUAUCAGCAUCUGAGGUUGUUCUGCCAGAGUCGCCGAGUUUGGACAAGGCGAGGCUGUGGUUUCUUUGAUGGGAUUGGCUGGGAGCGCACACAGCCAGGCAGAGGACGGACGGGACAGACGUUUUUCAGAUUUGCAAUUGCUCUCUCUGCUCUCCCAGGUCGCUGUCGGUGCUGUGUCUACAGCGGACCUGUAGGCGCUGGCUGGGCUGACAGCUCCGGCCCACAGCGACAACCCCUGUCUCUCGGCUAUGGAAAGGCCGCCUUGACCAACUGAAGUCACCCCAACUAACCCAAAGUCAAAUAUCGAAUCCCGUCUCGUGCUGCGAUGGACCACCAGCACCAGCACCAGCACAAGCACCAGCAGUCCUCAGCACAGCGUCGGCGUCGAAACUUUGGUCCCCCGCCCAAUGGCAGCCACCGUCCUCUCGAACGCCAACAAAUCCACCCUCGGGUUGAGCAUGAUCUCGGCAUGACUACUUCACGCAGACCGUCCGAAUCCGCCGCCGCCGCUGCCGUGAAUCGGUCCUCUGCACCUGCUCGCGAACGAGAUAGAGAAAGAGAGCGAGACAGGAAACAGCAACACCAGCAACACCAGCACCAGCACCGCCAUCCUCCCUCACCAUUGCCGAAUCCGAACCUUCCACCACCACCACCGCCGCCGCCACCUCCCCCUCCCCGAGGCCGUUCCCCGCAGUCAUCAAAGUCUGAAUAUCCCCAUCGCCGUCGCGACCGGAGCCGCAGCACCGAUUACCGCCCCAGUCGUUCCUCUCGCCCAUCUCAGCGUUCGCCCCAUAGUCGUCGAGACCGUUCCCGCGAGCGUGACCGUGAUCGUGGCCGUGACCGCGAACCAGCCCGCUCCCGCGAUCGCCAUCCACCGGCGGACCGCCACCGUUCACGGGAAAGGUCUUCCAGGUCUAGGAAAGACGCUCGCGAUCGUCAGGGUUCUCGCUCUCGCCGGCGUGCAUCGCGUUCCCCAGCAUCCGUGAAGCGUCCGCGCAGCCCCAGUCCAUCAUCCAUUGGAGGGUCGCAGCCGAAGAAGUCUCGGCGGGACCGUAGUCCAGGAAGGGCAGAGAAGGACGCGCCGAAAUCUCUGCCACCAAAGCCCCCACGUCGUGAUCCGUCACCAGCAUCCCGUGCCCGUCGUUCAAGGUCUCCGGAAGGCCGUGACCAUCGGCGGCCAAAGACUAGCAAACGGGCAGGACGGUCAAGGUCACCGAGUGCGUCUCGCCGGCGGAGAUCCCGGUCUCGUGGAGCGGAAACUGCUGCGUCCCAAUCAACACGUCGACGUAGCAGGUCCCGUCAGCGAUCUCCCCGUGCAGAGCACCGACGUCGGUCGGGAUCCGGAUCGCGCCCUCGUAGUCCAGCUGCGCGGGGUGCUAGGAGGCCCCCUUCUGUUGAUACUGGGUCGCACCGCAAGCCCAGCUUCGAUCUGAACUCUACUCGGACGCCACACGGAGCCUUACUUCCCGGUUCUCCGCGUGAUUCGAGAGCAGCUAACCCUACUAAAAGCGAAGCCCCCACCGACGAGUCUAACAAGACCUCUGGCAAGUUUGAUCCAUCGUCUGGUUCCAACAGCAUCGAGGUCAGCAUGGGAACAAGGGGCAAUUACCGCGGCGGUUUCAAUCCCCAACAACAUAACUAUCCUCCCCGCGGUGGCUACGGCCAGUCUUCGGGGCAAGGGACACCUGCAUCAUCCUUUCACGGUUCUCCGCCAGCACAGUCACCGUAUGCUGGAAGCGGACGAGGAUGGAAUGGUGCACAGCAGUUUUCACCGCCAGGGUCAGUCCGGCGCCCCAAGAAUGCAGUGCUCGCUAACUCACACGGCAACAGCCAAUAUUCCCAGCCAUAUCCACACAACAAUUAUGGGCCGCCUACCGGUCCUCAGAAUCAUUAUCAUUCCAAUCAGACACAGACUCCGCCAUACGCACCCACAGGCCCAGCAUCUCAGUAUCCUGCGGGCUCAUAUCGUGGUGGGCACAGAGGCGGACCUGGGGGGUUCCGGAGUGGUGCAUUCGGUGGUGGCCGUGGGGCACCGCGCGGUGGCUUCAAGAGUGCAUGGAACUCAUCCCACCCCGAUGGACGGACCUCGGAUCCAUCCCACACCAGCAAUCAUCAGUCUCCAGAGGCUCAUGACAAGUCAGAGGCGAAAGAUGUGUUGAUGCAGGAUGCUGAUAACCCCUUCAGGCCAUCUAAAGAAUUGCAGGUUGAAGACGCAAGCAAGGAGGACAAGUCGAAAGAUGACAAGAUGGCUCCUCCGACAAGCCGUGCUCCGCCGACUGGGCCCCAGUCCCAGACACCCAACAAGUUCAGCUUCAGCAUGAAGACUGCGUCAAAGCCGGUCGUGGCGGUUCCACGGCCCGAGAUAUCGAUCAAGUUUAACGCUCCUGCUGCCCCACGAGAGCCCACUGCUGCUUCCAAUCCUCUUCAGAGAGCACCCCCUACGAAGCCCGAGCGAGACAGAGAGCGAGAACGGGAUAGAGAUAGGGAUAGGGACAGGGAGAGGGAUCGAGAUCGAGAUAGGGAUAGGGACCGAGAUAGGGACAGGGACCGAGAUAGGGAUCGGGAUAGAGAUAGGGACAGAUCCGGAUAUCCCAGAAAUGCUCCCACUGAGCCUGCCUCGGCCCGCUCUCGUCCGAACGACCACCGCAGACCUCACGACCUGCCUAGCAGGCAACCAGAUCCCACGCCCAAGACACGCAAAGUGAAGAAGAUGAUGAAGCGUCUCAAGGAGAAGCCAAAGCUCCCAGAAGAUCUGGCGCGGUCCAAGUCGGUGUUCUUCCGCAGACCAGGCAACGAGUCGGUGGUCGGGUCGGGCACAUACGGCAAGGUGUUUAAAGGGGUAAACGUCUACACCAAGAAGCUCGUGGCGCUCAAGCGGAUCCGUAUGGAGGGUGAACGCGACGGUUUUCCCGUCACGGCAGUGCGAGAAAUCAAACUUCUCCGCUCGCUCAAGCACACCAAUGUGGUUGAGCUGCAAGAAGUCAUGGUCGAGUCGAACGAGUGCUUCAUGGUGUUUGAGUACCUCUCGCACGACCUGACGGGUCUGCUGAACCACCCCAACUACACCCUGGAGCCGGCUCACAAGAAGCAUCUGGCCAGACAGCUGUUUGAGGGGUUGGAUUACCUGCACACGAGGGGGGUCCUGCACAGGGACAUCAAAGCGGCGAACAUCUUGGUUUCUAACGAGGGCGUCUUGAAGCUGGCCGACUUUGGACUGGCGCGGUUCUAUGCCAAGCACCACCAGCUUGACUACACCAACCGUGUCAUCACCAUUUGGUACCGGUCCCCGGAGCUGUUGCUGGGGGAGACGCAGUAUGGUCCCGCGGUGGAUAUCUGGUCUGCGGCGUGCGUGCUGGUGGAGAUUUUUACCAAGAGGGCGAUUUUUCCUGGGGAUGGGAGCGAGAUUAAUCAGCUGGACAAGAUACACUCUGUACUGGGGACGCCGACGAGGUCGGAGUGGCCGGAUAUUGUGGAGAUGCCGUGGUUUGAGCUACUGAGGCCGACGGUGAGGAUGGCGAGCCAGUUUGAGGAGAGGUAUAAGGGGGUUGUGACGCCGAUGGCGUAUGAGCUGUUGAGGAGCAUGUUUAGGUAUGAUCCGAAAAAGAGGCCGAGCGCGGGGGAGGUGUUGAGGCAUGGGUAUUUUACUGAGGAGGAGCCAGAGGCUAGGCAGGCGGUUGAGCUGAGAGAUGUCCAGGGUGAUUGGCAUGAAUUCGAGAGCAAGGCGUUGAGGAGGGAGAAGGAGAAGAAGGAACGGGAGGAGAAGGAUCGGAAGGAGAGGGAGAAGAAGGGGGUUGCCACGGCCAAGGGGGAAAAGGAAAAGGGGGAGAGGAAGAGGCCGAUUGAGGGAGGUGGGGAUGCUGCGCAGAGGGAGGCGAAGAGGCCGCAUGUGGAGGGGGGUUCGGGGUCGGGGUCGGGGUCAAAAGCGAGAUGAGCAAGCGGUUAAUGCGUAGAGGACGUCAUGGUGUACGACUACUACAUAAAAGUCAAAAUUGGGUGAAAUAAAGGGAUAUACAAUCACGGCUGGGAAGGGAUGGGGGGUAGCGGGUUGGGUUUUGUAUGUGAGUUGCAUUAUUGUUAUGGGUUUAUGUGGUCAAGACCAAGCGGAAAGGAUGGGGUAUGGGGAGAUGAGAAAAAGAGAAAUGAGAUCUUUGUUGAUAGAAAUCACAAUGGAUUCAAGCAAUGAUUGGUGAUGG